Molecule: messenger RNA, 945 nt
Organism: Anopheles nili
Lineage: Eukaryota; Metazoa; Arthropoda; Insecta; Diptera; Culicidae
Gene: C15
Product: T-cell leukemia homeobox protein 3
Exons: 4
Coding region: 1-945 (314 amino acids)
Biological process (GO): animal organ development; regulation of transcription by RNA polymerase II
Cellular component (GO): nucleus
Molecular function (GO): RNA polymerase II cis-regulatory region sequence-specific DNA binding; DNA-binding transcription factor activity, RNA polymerase II-specific
Source: RefSeq, a predicted model, not a curated record
AUGUCUUCUCCGCACGAGGACGAGGAUCAAGAUCUCGAUCAAGAGAUUAAUGUCGAUGCGGACUCGGAUUGUCAAUCACGCGUGUCCUACAACAGUGGCUCCGAGGACAUCGACCUGGAUGGAGACGGCAAUGGGUCCUGCUACGAUGAAUCGGAUGUCGCUAGCGAUCAUCAAACCCACCCAACAGAAACGACGACUCGAUCGCCCAACGAAAACCUGCCCUUCAGUAUAUCGCGACUACUGGGGAAAUCCUACGAGCGAGAGCAAAAGGAAAAGGAUGCGCUCUCCGAGGACACCACACCGGAAGGGCUCAUCAAAAACGGCCAUCACAUUACGGCGGGUUCGCCUGGGAGUUUACAAUAUGCGGCCGGAGCGCUCUACAGCUACCCGAUGUAUCCUGGUGGGCAUGUCCUGCGAGUGCCUCCCCAACGUGGACCAUGCAAUCCGUUAUCCUGGACACUGCCUCCACUGCAUCCUGCCGCUCUCGCUCAUCAAGCUGUCAAAGAUCGGCUAGCCGCAUUUCCCAUCGCCCGCCGCAUCGGCCACCCAUACCAGAACCGGACGCCCCCGAAGCGGAAAAAACCACGCACCUCCUUCACUCGCAUCCAGGUGGCGGAGCUGGAAAAGCGGUUCCACAAGCAGAAGUACCUGGCAUCGGCCGAACGGGCAGCCCUCGCGCGGGGUCUAAAAAUGACCGACGCUCAAGUGAAAACCUGGUUCCAGAAUAGGCGAACAAAAUGGAGGAGACAAACCGCGGAAGAGCGUGAAGCCGAACGACAGGCCGCCAACCGAUUGAUGUUGUCACUUCAAGCGGAAGCCCUCAGCAAAGGCUUCGGUCAGCCACCACCAUCAGCGGCAGCACCAACUUCAGCAACUCCUGGUGCGCCUUUGGCCGCUCUGCACGGUCUGCAACCUUGGGCAGAAGCACACACGGCUGGAUGUUAA